AUGGAUUCAAAAGUUACAUUAAAAGGAAAGAAUCCAGGCGACAAGGCUAACAUAUUUUCCAACAUUUUUUUAACAUGGAGCUUCAACCUUUUUCGGCGAGGAUACAAAGGGGCAUUAAAAAUCGAAGAUCUUUGGCCCGCUCGAGAGGGCGACCACUCGGGACGCCUGGGCGACCGACUUGAGGAAGCAUGGCAUUACGAACAAGAAAAGGCCAGCAGGAAUGGUAGCAAACCAUCACUAUCACGGGCCAUUAUCAGUUCCUUUUGGGUCGAGUACUUAAUAUGCGGCAUAUUUGUAGGACUGCUUUAUAUCAUAUUAUGGCCCCUUAUACCAUACACUUUAUCAUUAUUCAUUGCUUAUUUUUCCGGUGAGAAAAAUCCCGAAACAUACAAAUACGCACACAUAUACAAUUUUGUGAUGAAUUUUCUUAGUGUAUUGACAUCAGUGAUGAAUAAUCAUGUAAAUUUGGCACAAGGUCGCAUUGGAAUGAGAGUAAGAAUAGCAUGCUGUUCCCUCAUAUACAGGAAGAUUUUGAAACUUGAUCGCAUCGGGAUGAGCAAAACUGAAACUGGACAAGUCAUAAACUUAAUGUCGAAUGAUGUAAAUCGUUUCGAUAUGGUGGCGUUGUUCCUCAACUAUUUGUGGGUAAUGCCUAUAGUGGUGCCAGUCGUCUCCUAUUUGAUUUGGCAACACGUCACCUAUGCCGUUUUUGCAGCUUUAUUGGUUAUUUUCGUCCAAGUUGUGUUAGUGCAAGUUUACCUUAGUAACCUCCAAGGUAAAUUCAGAGGGAAGAUAGCGAAGCGGACUGAUGAGAGAGUGAGGGUCAUGAGCGAAUUGGUUAGCGGAGUUCAAGUCAUCAAAAUGUAUGCAUGGGAGAAACCGUUCGAGAAGAUCGUCGAUAACUUAAGAAAACUUGAAGUAAAAUUUAUCAGCCGGACUUCAAUGGUCAAAGGAUUUUCAACAGCUUUAAUGGUGUUCACGGAGAGAUUUAUUUUGUUUGCCACGGUUGUCACUUUCGUAGUAAUGGGCGGACAGAUCAGAGCAGAGAUUACUUUUUCCCUCGUCCAGUACUUCAACUUGAUGCAAUUGGCCUGUAACAUAUUUUUCCCAAUGGCUUUGUCUUUCUUAGCUGAAACUAAAGUCUCAGUAAGGCGACUAGAGGAGUUUCUUAACUUAGAAGAAAUAGGUUCUGCGAAGGAAAAGGCAGAAAAAGCUCAUUUGAAAAAUCCUCUAAAUGGUUUGAAUGGAAUAUUGGAUAAAGAAAAAGAAAUGGAAAAAGAGAAACAAAAGCCCACGGCACUUGUUCUGGCCAAUGUAAGUGCCAGCUGGCACCCAGAUACCAUUGUUAAUACGUUGAGGCAUAUUAACCUAACCAUUCAGCCUGGCGAAUUUGUAGGAAUAGCUGGCCUCGUGGGCUCAGGAAAAUCGUCUCUGCUGCAACUCAUUUUGGGUGAACUACCGGCGUCAGAGGGUGUUGUGUCCUUGGGUGGUGCUCGUAUUUCAUAUGCCAGUCAAGAGCCCUGGUUGUUCGUAGCUACAGUGAGACAAAAUAUACUUUUUGGUUUACCAUAUGAUCCAGUACGCUAUAAAAAGGUGGUGACAGCAUGUGCUUUGCUACGAGACUUCGAGUUGUUACCGAAUGGCGACAGUACUCUUGUAGGCGAGAGAGGAACAAGUCUUAGUGGUGGACAGCGAGCUCGCGUGGGAUUGGCUCGUGCUUGCUACAGACAGGCUGACGUUUAUUUGUUAGACGAUCCGUUGUCUGCAGUGGACACUCAUGUAGGAAAGGAACUUGUUGCCAAGUGCAUGAUGGGACUUCUAAGACACUCUACACGUAUUCUCGUGACUCACCAGCUCCACCAUCUCAAAUUUGCUGACAGAGUUGUCAUAUUACACAAUGGAGAAAUUGAGAAAGAAGGCACCUUCGAGGAAGUGUCUACUUCAGCUUUGUUUGAAGAGUUAUUAGAGGAAGAACAACCAUCGGAGGAAACUGGCCGGCCUCAGACGCUGCGGCAACGAACCACCUCAAUCCAGUCACAUGCGAGUGUUUCUACUCUCAACGAAGCAGGAUUAGGUGAUGAAGAACAGCCGACGGAAGAUGAAGAACUUGUCGGACAAGGACGCGUGCGUGGAACCGUAUAUCGACAAUACUUCCGUGCUGGAGGGAACUGGUGGUUGCUCACGUUGACAAUUGUGUCAAUCGUCAUAGCACAGGUGGUCACAUCUGCUGGUGAUCUGUGGCUGACACGUUGGAUGAACGAUGUAGAAUCAUAUAACUCGGUCGAAGCUGAAGCAAGAGACGGCAUGAACUCGACUCUAUUUAAGGCAAUUAAUGACUUUAAUGAAACUGACACAAUAACUUCUGAGAUACCAGAGAUCACUACAGAAAAUAACAUAAAUAUGACUGUGAUAGGCACCAUAUUGAAGACUGCAAAGACUAUACAAGAGUUUGUGCCUUAUGGUGAAUACAUUGAUGAUUCAUACUACAUUUACAUAUGGGCUAUUACAAUCGUUGGUUGUAUUUUACUUACUACAUGGAGAUCGGUUUUAUUCUUGUGGGUGUGUAUGCGCAGCUCUAUAAAGCUACAUAAUCAAAUGUUCGGCAAUAUACUAGGUGCUACUAUGAGGUUCUUCGAUACCAAUGCUUCAGGUCGAAUAUUAAAUAGAUUCUCAAAGGACAUGGGUAUAGUUGACGAAAUGUUGCCAAGAAUGUAUUUGGAUAGUAUUCAGGUGUGCUUCGUAAUGUUGGGUAUAUUGGUAAUGGUGGCUAUAGUCAACCCUCUCAUGUUGGUAACGACAGCAGUCUGCGCUAUUAUCAUGUACUUUUGGACAAUGAUCUACCUUAGCACAGCACAAUCUAUUAAAAGAGUUGAAGGCACUUCUCGCAGUCCUGUGUUCUCCCACGUCUCCGCCAGUAUAUCGGGCUUGGUAUCGGUGAGAGCAUUUGGUGCUCAAGAAAUGCUUAUUAAACAAUUUGACGACAAACAGGACGUGCACACUGCUGCUUGGUACUUGACUCUAAUCUCGAAUACUUGUUUCUCCAUUUGGUUGAAUCUCAUAUGUGCUUCUUAUGUUAUUGUGGUUUCGUACACGUUUCUAUUAAUGGAUGACGGGAGCACACGAUCUGGAAACGUUGGAUUAGCAAUCAGUCAGGCUCUGAUUCUCGUGAACAUGGUCGGUUACGGGGUAAAACAGGCCACCGAAGUGAUAUCUCAAAUGACGAGUGUAGAACGUGUUAUUCAGUUCACGUCGCUACCACAGGAGAGACAUGACGGACCAUCUCCCCCUAAAGGAUGGCCGGAGCGUGCCAAACUAGUGUUUAAGGACCUCAAGCUACGGUACGACGUGGACUCUGAACCAGUGCUGAAAGAUCUUAACAUUGUUAUCGAAAGCGGUUGGAAGGUCGGAGUAGUUGGCCGUACAGGAGCUGGUAAAUCAUCAUUGAUAUCUGCUCUGUUUCGGUUGGCACCCAUCGAAGGUCACGUGUAUAUUGACGAUGUCGAGACAGGCUCAAUCGCAUUAAAGGAAUUAAGAUCUAAGAUAGCGAUCAUUCCUCAAGAACCAGUACUAUUCUCAGCUAGUUUACGCUACAAUAUGGAUCCGUUUGACAAAUACACAGAUGCAGAUAUUUGGAAAGCCUUGGAGCAGGUGGAGUUGAAGAACAGUGUGACUUCACUUUCGAAUGCAGUGGUAUCUGGCGGAGCGAAUUUCAGCGCGGGCCAGCGUCAGUUGUUGUGUCUCGCUCGUGCGGCACUCGCUCGUAAUCGACUGCUCGUGCUCGACGAGGCCACAGCUAAUGUCGACCCAACCACCGACACAUUGAUCCAGAAAUCCAUACGUAAAUACUUCUCAGACUGCACGGUGUUGACAGUGGCGCAUCGUCUUCACACAGUGGCAGAUUCUGAUAGAGUUGUUGUGAUGGACGCAGGCCGCAUAGUAGAGUGCGGUCACCCGCACGAGUUACUUCAAAUGUCGGAGGGUCACUUCAGUCGAAUGGUGCAGCAGCUCGGUGCCGCUGCCGAGCAGAGUCUGCGCGAACUGGCAGCACGAGCUCACGCUCAACACAUCAAAUACGUUGACGAUGAUGCCAACCAGAUACGUACGUCUUAGGUACAUUACUAGAAGUUCCGAAACAUUGUUACCAAUUUAUUUAAAUCAUAUUGUGACUUGAUAGUAGAAUUAUAUAUUUUGAUACUGAUCGUAAAGAAAGAUUUACUAAAAAAAAACAUGAGACUGGUGAUUUUUCUUGGGACCCGUUUAAGAAGAAAUUUUCCAUCCUGCUUCGUAUGAUCCCAGUUUAUAUGGAAACGCCAAGUGAAUAUUACAUAGUAUUGUUAAGCGAAGAUUAAAUAGACAAUACAAUUACGUAUUUUAAAUAUACACGCACCGAUGAAAAUGCUCGCCAUUUUUCUGGAGACCGCUAGUAAAUAACCUGCUUUAUAUUCGAAUAUUUUUGCCUGGAAGAAAUCUAGCUACUAAACCACUGUGACAUACAUUAUAAUUAACUUAGUUAUGGAAAUCCCAAACAAUCUGAUAUGGACUAAAAUUAAAUAUUACCAGUUACAUAGGAACAUAUAUUAACCCAGUGCAACAAAUGUUACCUGCUUCGACUAAAGUAAAAAAACAAAGCAUUUAUGAAUCGGCCUAUGUGGGCAAUAAUUUAAACAUUUGCAAAAGGAUCUUCAAACUUAAAAUUUCAAUGGCUAUCAUGAAAUUUACUUUAGUCAAAGGUUAUUCUAUGAUUUUUUAUGCUAAGUACUUACAUAUACUAAGUAGUUAUCAAUAAAACUAUGUGUAACUUUGUAUAAUAGUACUUAAAACAUUUUUGAUUACAUUUACCUUUUUGGGUAAUCUUGACUUUUUUAUCACAUUUGUUACAAGAUAUAAAUUAUAUUCUGUCACACAUACUCGUACUUAAUUUUUUUUUGUUUUUUGAUAUCAUACAUACUCUACACACCAAAAAUAUAUGGCAAUAUGUUUAAAGUAUAGUUCUUAGUUAUUCGAGUUUACCUUAGGGUAAUUGAUUAUUUACAUUUUAUUUAAUUUUUCCUUCAAUAAACUUAAAUUAUAAAACAAUCAAUCUGUAGAUUGUAUUACUCAUAAAUAA
Molecule: messenger RNA, 5107 nt
Organism: Diatraea saccharalis (sugarcane borer)
Lineage: Eukaryota; Metazoa; Arthropoda; Insecta; Lepidoptera; Crambidae
Source: the annotation of a GenBank genome assembly